This is a messenger RNA of Echinococcus granulosus, 873 nucleotides long. RefSeq names its product Malectin. Gene Ontology annotation, molecular function: carbohydrate binding. Lineage: Eukaryota; Metazoa; Platyhelminthes; Cestoda; Cyclophyllidea; Taeniidae. Gene Ontology annotation, cellular component: membrane. Bases 1 to 873 code for a protein of 290 amino acids. The record is from RefSeq and is a predicted model, not a curated record. The transcript has 4 exons.
AUGGUCUGCACCGCGAACUCCUGUGCUGUCUGUCUAGUGUUGUGUCUUGUCUUUCGCGUCACCUUUGCAGCCGAACUAAAUCCUGUCUUUGCCAUUAAUUGUGGUGGUGAUGCACACGUCGAUAGCAAUGGUGUGUGGUAUGCCGCAGACUUUAAUAAUCGUGGUAUUGCUUCUGGUCAUGGGCUAAAUUUGGUGAUGCACAGAGCACAUGAGUCCGACGCAGUUUUGUAUCAAACAGAACGGUACGAUACCUCGUCAUUUUAUUAUGAGUUCCCUCUUCCCGCUGACGGUCAGUACGUGUUGCACUUAAAAUUUUCGGAGGUUUGGUUCCAGCAUCCCAAUGGAAAAGUCUUUUCUGUCGAAUUGAAUGGUGGCUUAAGAAUAAUCAAGGACCUGGACAUUUUUCAGAAAGUUGGGUUUUCCGUAGCUCACGAUGAAAAUAUACCUUUUACCAUUAGAGAUGGUAGCAUAGUCGUGGGAGACGCUAUUGUGAAACUAUCAAGUGAUGAAAAGUUGCGGAUAACUUUUGUAAAGGGUAGUCACGAUAAUCCCAAAGUGAAUGCAAUUGCAUUGUUUAAGAACUCCAUCGAGGAUAUUCCCAAAUUGCCUCCACAGGAUUUCUUAGAAGAGGAGGAUAGUUUUCAUCCACAAGUCUCACUACCACCAUCAACAUUGUCACAUCUUCAAGAGAGUGGUGCUGAAAAUGACGAGGAUUCCUCUUGGAGAUCUCGACGACUCCCUAUGCCCUCGUCAUUGGAAAAACCUCCUGCGCCGGACCCCUAUGCUUCUGCUGAUUACUCCGUCUACGUCCUACCUAUUUUAAUCGCUGUAGCUACCUUUCUACCACUCAUUUUCUGCUUGUACAGGUUCUAG